AAAAAGAAAUCAAUUUUCAAAUCAAAUUGCAGAUGAUGAAUGCAUUUUCAGUGACCUGCAAUUUAAAAUGAUCUACAAGAAGUUAUUCCCACAAAAUGCACAGCUUCUGCGACCUUAUUUUUCCUCCUUGUAUGACAUUGUCUUUAGAGCUGGUCGGGGUGACGGAGAGUGGUAAAGAUGUGUCAUGUUGGAGAUUACAUUCCAACAGAUUCACACCACAUUGCUAUGAUGAUUAGCUAUACAGAGCCUGUGCUGUGUGUGCAAUGGGAAACGAGAGAAGGCUUGGAGUUGGUCUUGUGGAAAGACAGCUGAAAUGCCAUUUACUUUGCCUACUGAUGAUGCCUUUACCAGGCAGGACUUGUGGAAAGUCCCCAGUGAUGGUCAUUUUAAUUCCCAGCAAGGGUAUGGAAACCUCAUCCAAAAAUGCCUGAACCCAAACAGAAUGAUUAAUGAAAUUCCUGAAAGUGUAUGAUUUAAGAAAUGGAUUAUGGGCCUUCUGUUCUAAUAUUUUUUUGAUGCACUGUAAAUACAGAACAAAAACGUACAUAACGACUUUGAUCGAGUCACAACAUUGAAACAAUAAGGUGGAAAAGGUGUGGUUCGGCCCUGCUCGCUCACUUUUCUUUCCUCCCUCGGCUGAGUGACGCACGCAGUCACGGCAACAUGGAGCCAGAGUGAGGCCAGUGCGCAUGCGCGCCCACAGACGCAGCCACAGAAGAGCCACUUGGUGAAAAGUGACAAAAGACAAAGGAGACAACUGUCGCGAGGAAAACCAAGAGUCCGCUUUUAACCCUCAAAGCUGUGUUUUGACAGUCGGCCGGGGGACUCUCACGAAAGAUACGAUUAACAUUGGAUGUUUGGCAGCGUGGUGAUGGAGCAAAGGACCAAAAAAAUUAUAAUCUGAAAGAAGCAAUCAAUGCAAAUUCAUAUCAAGGAUGGAGACAGUCGUCACUGUGAAGAAGGCAUAAUCGUCAGUUUUGGGGAAAAUUCCUAUUUUAGUUCCACAAUUUCCCAUGCCUUCCAAAUUUACCACCCAAGACAGACUUUGUAUCGCAACAAAACCGUGAACGCUCACCUCGCUUUCAAUCAACCAGAAACACAAAAGCUCUUCUCGUACAGGCGACCGAGUGGUUACCAUGGCGAUAGUUGUCAUGAUGCAGAUGUAGCUACCCGAAGGCGCGUGGUGAACGACGUGGGAUGGGCAGCACGCCGUAUCCAGGUGGUGAGUGGAAGGAGAAAAGCAAGGGUGGCCUUCAGGAGCUGGGUUGCAUGCCCUGGAAGGUCAGCAAGCAGAAAUGUGGAAGUGGGCCGGCGAGAGCGGAGGAACACAAGGGCAGGGAGCCGCAACAGGAUAUACCCACCUUCACUUGCAUGCUCAUGACACCGCAGCUUCCUCGAGCAUCGGCGAGGCGUCCGGCGAUCUACCACGAGAAGCAGCGGCGGGAGCUGUGUGCCUUGCACGCUCUCAAUAACGUCUUCCAGGAUGGGUCAGCCUUCAGCAGGGACACCUUGCAGGAGAUCUACCAGAGGCUUUCCCCCAGCACUCUGGUGACACCUCACAAAAAGAGCAUGCUGGGAAACGGGAACUACGACGUGAAUGUCAUCAUGGCCGCUUUGCAGACGCGGGGCUUCGAGGCAGUUUGGUGGGAUAAAAGGAGGGACGUCGGCACCAUCGAGCUGUCCAACGUGACGGGCUUCAUUCUCAACGUUCCGUCCAAUUUGCGCUGGGGACCUCUGCAGCUGCCGCUCAAACGCCAGCACUGGAUCGGGGUCCGAGAGGUGGCGGGGGUCUACUACAACCUGGACUCCAAGCUGCGUGGCCCUCAACCCAUCGGCAGUCCAGAUGAGCUCAGGAAGUUCCUCCGCCAACAGCUGCGAGGGAAGAACUGUGAACUCCUGUUGGUGGUGUCGGAGGAAGUGGAGGCGCAGCAAACGUGGCGGUCAGACAGCUGAGGAACAAGGCGGCCAAUCACAGCCACGCUUGGCCUUGCGCUUGAUUGAGAUUUAUUCACUGGUGGAUAUUUUUUUUUAACCCCUUUUGGGGGCGGGGGUCUUGUUUACAUGCACAAUUGCUGGACGGAUGCAAAGCAAUGACGAAAGCAAAAACCUUUCCAGGGAGCAUUCGUAGUUCUUGACUUUGAAGAAGAUAUUAUUCAAUUUCUGCUUUUCUUGCUUUUUAUACAACAUAUCUUGACUAUUUUUCAGUCUGUUGUGAUCUGCUGGUUUAUACAUAUAUAUUUUUUUUAGGAUUCACAUGUCCAAAGUCUCGUGAGUACUCUCAAAAUGUCGUCGUGUCUCCUUUUGCGGAAAGGAGGUCUUUUCGCUUUCACCAAAGCGUGCCCUCCUUCACCUUCUUUGUGACGACGUCUCGCUCCUCGUUUGCUUUGUCCCGUCUGAGCUCACCUUUUUGUAUUACGUGCCACAGACGACAGUGAGUCCAGCAGAUCGUGCAGUCUGCGCAGACCCAAAGUUUUCAGCCGGCAACAAAACAAUGCGACACCCAUCAAAUCGUCUCUACUGGAGAUUUGGGCUCGUUGUCGCAUCCCUUCAAGCUGUAGUCUUCAAAAAAUGCAGUUACAAUACAGUUUAAAAAGCUGUUUAAAAUGUCACAGCGUUUCAGAAAUCCUAAAAUGUCACAAUCAUGUUUGCACUCUUCAGUUUCAUACACAAAGUGUAUACACUUUUUUUUAUGAUAGCGGCGAUGUAUGGAACAUCACGGUUGUCGCUUGAAGCCUUCGUUAACCAUUCAAAAUGGCGGUCGGUUAACAUUUGUUUUUGUCACACGGUUAAAAGCUUC
Molecule: messenger RNA, 2797 nt
Organism: Syngnathus acus (greater pipefish)
Lineage: Eukaryota; Metazoa; Chordata; Actinopteri; Syngnathiformes; Syngnathidae
Gene: josd1
Product: Josephin domain containing 1
Exons: 5
Coding region: 1198-1953 (251 amino acids)
Biological process (GO): protein deubiquitination
Molecular function (GO): cysteine-type deubiquitinase activity
Source: RefSeq, a predicted model, not a curated record